Messenger RNA from Triticum aestivum (bread wheat), 1086 nucleotides. Its product is annotated as endonuclease 2. Bases 117 to 1010 code for a protein of 297 amino acids. Gene Ontology annotation, molecular function: endonuclease activity; nucleic acid binding. The record is from RefSeq and is a predicted model, not a curated record. The transcript is spliced from 9 exons. Gene Ontology annotation, biological process: DNA catabolic process. NCBI's taxonomy places the organism in Eukaryota, Viridiplantae, Streptophyta, Magnoliopsida, Poales, Poaceae.
CCGAACGCGCCCGCAUUUACACGCCGCAUCCAAAAAAUUCUGCUUAAAAGACGCAGCGGAGAAGAGAUCCAUCAUCAUCUCUCAUUCUCCCCGUCUCAGUUUCCGGUGCCGCCGCGAUGCAGGGUCGCCAGGCCGGCACGGCGCUCCUGCUCCUCCUCGCCGUCGUCGUCGCCGCCCUCCCCGCGCCGUCGCUCGGCUGGGGCGUCGACGGCCACCUCAUCAUCUGCGAGAUCGCGCAGGGCCGGCUGAGCGACGCGGCGGCGAAGGCGGUGAACGACCUGCUGCCGUCGGGCGCCGGCGGCAACCUGAGCAGCCUCUGCUCCUGGGCCGACAGGGUCAGGUUCAGGUACCACUGGUCGGCGCCGCUCCACUUCAUCGACGUCCCGGACAACGUCUGCAACUACUCCUACGACAGGGACUGCAAGGACGAGGAGGGCGUCAAGGGCCGCUGCGUCGCCGGCGCCAUCAACAACUACACGUCCCAGCUCCUCACCUACGGAUCAUCAUCGCUAUCGCCAUCUUCUAAAUCUUCCGGCCAAUAUAACCUGACGGAAGCGCUCUUGUUCCUCUCACACUUCAUGGGAGACAUCCACCAGCCACUGCAUUGUGGUUUUGCUUCUGACAGAGGCGGGAACACCAUCGACGUCCACUGGUACAGGAGGAAGACCGUACUCCACCAUGUAUGGGAUGUGAACAUCAUCCAGACGGCGGAGAAGGACUACUACGACGAAGGCGCGGGCGAAUUCGUCGACGCGCUGAACAAGAACAUAACGGGGGCGUGGUCAGACAAAGUGCAGGAAUGGGAGGAGUGCGCCAAGAGCCAGACGGCGUGCCCUGACAAAUAUGGGUCGGAGAGCAUCGCUGCAGCAUGCAACUCGGCGUACAAGGGCGUGACAGAAGAUUCAACGCUGAGUGACGCGUAUUUCGGGAGCAGGCUGCCGGUGGUGAACCUGAGGCUGGCGCAAGGCGGCGUCCGGUUGGCCGCUACGCUCAACAGGAUAUUUGGCUAAUCGAAGGCUUAGUGAUUAUUACUAUGUCGCUUUUUAUAGACUGCGAGUGAUGUUUUAACUUGGCACAGAUGAUGCC